GUGUUACGAGGCGAACGAGAGCAGACCACGACCGCGACGACGGCGACAAUCAAUAAAGUGCGACGUGAAAAUCGUUGGCUUCAGUCCAGUUCGCAGUGACACAAUUUCCCGAGUAAUUAUCAGUCUUCCGUGAUCCGUGAUGUCCCUGGUGCCGAUUUUGUUCCGCGAUUGGUUGGACGACGUGUGGGACAGCCCGCUGCACAGUUCCAGGAUCUUGGAUCAGCACUUUGCCACCGGACUGCUGGCGGAUGAUUUGUUCGGUGCGAUAUCGACCUGCCCAAGGCAUAACUAUCGUCGGCAUGGUUACUACCGCCCUUGGCGAACGGUUCAAUCCCAACAGGAUAUGGGUUCCUUCGUGGAUGUUAACAGCGAACGGUUCCAAAUCAACUUGGAUAUACAGCAGUUUACCCCGGAUGAGAUAACCGUUAGGACGGUGGACGACAUGGUCGUCGUCGAGGGGAAGCACGAAGAGAAGCAAGACGAGCAUGGAUAUGUAUCUAGACAGUUUUGCCGUAAAUAUAAGCUGCCAAAUGGAUACGAGCCAGAGGACGUCACUUCUUCUAUUUCGACGGACGGAGUACUAACGGUUACGGCUCCGAAAAAGGCGCUACCACAGAAGUCGGACGAGCGAAUUGUGCAAAUUACGCAGACGGACGAACUGCUCUCUGAUAAGGAUUCUGAUAAGGAUAAGGAAGAGGAUGAAAACUACCCAGUUUCGGGGAAAACAGGCUUCUCUCUUUCGCAGCACAGCCAGUUCCACGCGGAGCGUUGCAGUGAAAAGUGCACCAUCAGUAGAUACGCCUCAUCGGACAAGAUGCCACCAAUGCUGUACCGAAAAAUGUGGGACGACGCCCCCAACCGGUCCCACAUACCGGAUCAGCAUUUCGGCCAAGUUGUGAGCACCGAUGACCUGGUGGACGCCCUGACGACGCAUCAACUCCGCCGAAGACAACACGGUGCCUACGAACGGCCAUGGCACCAUGGGGACUCCCUCCGGGACACUGGAUCCACCGUGCAGGUAGCGGACGACAAAUUCGAAGUCUGUCUGGAUGUGGCGCAAUUCAAGCCGGAGGAAGUCUCGGUAAAGCUCUCCGGCCAUUGCAUCACCGUCGAAGCGAAGCACGAGGAAAAAGAAGACGAUCACGGACUGGUGAUGAGACAGUUCCUUCGACGGUACACGGUGCCACAUGGGCACGACCUGGAACGGAUCGGUUCGUCGCUGUCUUCGGAUGGAGUGUUGACGGUCACUGUUCCGAAAUCAACGGGUGCCGCAUCUGAGGCUUUGCGCGACAUUCAGGUUGUAGAGACGGGUGAACCUGCGCAUCUGUCGCACGAUCGACACAUGGCUAGCAACGGAAAUGGCGUUUCGUAAAAGGUGUUUCAGUUCAUUGUGAAUCUUUAGAAUUAUCAAUACAGGGUGUUGAAAUGUC
This is a messenger RNA of Aedes albopictus (Asian tiger mosquito), 1430 nucleotides long. RefSeq lists its product as uncharacterized. The record is from RefSeq and is a predicted model, not a curated record. Gene Ontology annotation, biological process: protein refolding; response to heat. The transcript has 3 exons. NCBI's taxonomy places the organism in Eukaryota, Metazoa, Arthropoda, Insecta, Diptera, Culicidae. Gene Ontology annotation, cellular component: nucleus; cytoplasm. The coding region runs from base 140 to 1372 and encodes 410 amino acids.